This is a messenger RNA of Engraulis encrasicolus (European anchovy), 2486 nucleotides long. It is a transcript of the gene ltv1, whose product is annotated as LTV1 ribosome biogenesis factor. Gene Ontology annotation, biological process: ribosomal small subunit biogenesis; ribosomal small subunit export from nucleus. NCBI's taxonomy places the organism in Eukaryota, Metazoa, Chordata, Actinopteri, Clupeiformes, Engraulidae. The transcript is spliced from 11 exons. The record is from RefSeq and is a predicted model, not a curated record. Gene Ontology annotation, cellular component: nucleus; cytosol; preribosome, small subunit precursor. Bases 158 to 1621 code for a protein of 487 amino acids.
UCCAACAUGGCGGCCGCAUGAGCACGUACAUGUGGAUUUUGUACACAGUGAAGAAAAUGCAAUUUUCAUGCCAUCGCAUCGAUUGUUAAGGACAAUAUUUACUCAAUACUUGGACAAAAGAAUCGUUACUUUGAGAAAAAUCUAAUUCAGAGCAGAAAUGCCGCACAGAAAGAAGAAGUCGUUUAUCGACAAGAAGAAUGCGGUGUCCUUCCACCUGGUGCACAGGAGUCAGAGGGACCCCCUGGCCGCCGACGAGAAGGCCCCGCAACACGUGCUGCUGCCCGCCAAUAAGGUGGAGGUGGAGAAGCGUCGUGAAGAGCAGCGUAACUUUGGCGUGUUCUUCGAUGACGACUACAACUACCUUCAGCACCUGAGGGAGACCCAGCAGCCCACAGAGCUGGUGGCCUCCUCCUUCCCCCGCAAGGCCGCCCUCCCCCUCUCCCGGCGCACUGAAGAGGGGGGCAGUGAUGAAGAGGAAGAGGAGGAGGGUGAGGAGAUGGAGAUGGAGGUCCAAGUCAUCCCAGCUGCAUCCAUCAACUUGCCCUCCUCAGUGUUUGCCUCCGAGUUUGAGGAGAAAGUCGGGCUCCUCAACAAGGCUGCACCCAUCUCAGGCCCCAGACUGGACAUGGAUCCAGACAUCGUGGCCGCUCUGGACGAAGACUUUGAUUACGACGACCCAGAGAACAUGCUGGACGAUGACUUUGUGGUCCAGGCCAACUCCGCAAAAGCUACUGGUGAUGGCGACGAUGAUGAUGAUGAAUGGGAGGAUACGGAUGAAGAUGAGAGUGGCGAGGAAGAGGAGGAGGGCGACUGCGACUCGAUGGGUGGCUUCUCGAACGAGGAUGAGGAAGGGCGGCGGGAGUUCCUCUUCAUGAAGGAGGAGACGAGGAGUCGCUUCACCGAGUACUCCCUCACCUCCUCAGUCAUGAGACGCAACGAACAGCUCACACUACUGGACGACCGCUUCGAGAAGUUCUUCGAGCAGUUUGACGAUGACGAGAUCGGUGCUCUGGACAACGCUGAGCUGGAGGGCUUUAUCAACCCAGACAGCGAGAGACUGAAGGAGGUGCUAAAGGACUACUUCAAGCAGAAGGAACAGGAUUGUCAGAAGCUGGACAACCUGGGUCCUAAAGAGCUGUCUGCGGUGAACGAGGAAGACGAGGACGAGGAGGAGGAAGAGGGGGAGAUGGAGACCAUCGUGGUAGAGGCGCCGCAGGAGAAGUGGGACUGCGAAACCAUCAUCAGCACGUACUCCAACCUGUACAACCGCCCCAAGAUCAUCGAGGAACCGCCUAAGCAGUCGAAGGGGGCGGCAGUCCGCGUGUCCGGCAAGACGGGGAUCCCCCUGGAUGUGCUGCCUCGCCGGGGCCCCACCGCCAAGCAGGUGGAACGCAUGGAGCGCAUCAACGACUCGGACCUGCCCCGCGCCGCGACUCAGCCGCGAGUGCGCCAGGAGGACAAGGAGGAGCGCAAGGCACGCAAGCAGGCCAUCAAAGAGGAGAGAAAGGAGCGUCGUACGGAGAAGAAGGCCAACAAGGUGGCCUUCAAGCAGGAGAAGGCCCUUCAGGAGAAGCAGAUGCUGGGCAUCAGGGCCAACGUGCAGGGACUCAAACUCUCAUAAGGACAUGGACAACAAGAACGACAGACAACAAGGACAACAACAAACAAACAAACAAAUAACCAACUGAAACACAAACUGCAGUGACCGAAGCAGCAAACAAGAGACUAUGAUAACCAUCAGCAACAAAAAUGACGACAAAAAAAACCUGAAUCCUGAACGUCAUCUUAUCAACGUCAAUGGUGAUGAGAACAACAUAAAUCAAUAAUAGACACAUGCUGGCCUUGAAGCAGUAAGGGUCAACCUGCCCUGGGGUAUGCUAAGAAGCCGGUUUAGUAGUAAACCAGGUUAUGAUAACCUUGUGGUAGAGGUAAAUCAUCUAAUAGAAGAGCCUGGAGUCCUCAUUUUCUUAACUAAAUUAUGCUUACAGGUAUAUCUAUUAGCAGGCGUGCCACUUCCUGUAGAACCUACAGUGUAGGUUAACUAAGGCUGGAUCUCAAAUGGCACACUUGUGCACCUCGGGCACUGUGUUUCAGUGCGUAACUAAUACGGCAUACGCACUGAAACAUGAACACUAAAGUGCACAAGUGCACCAUUUCAGAUUCAGCCCAAGUCUAGUUUAUCACUUAACCACGUUCUUAGUAAAACCCCCCUUGUGUCGGAAGUGCCUCAUACCCACUGGACUCAGGACGAGAUUCACAAAAAAAAUAUGGAAUCACUGAUACUUCCUGACUGGAUUCGAGGAAACAAGAGACAUCGAAUAACUGUGGGACUGUGGAUGAGUAAGAAUGCCCUAGCAACAUAGGCGGACUCCCACAUGUGUGUGUGUGCGUGUGUGUGUGUGCGUGUGUUCUUUUUUCUGGGACCUGUAGGAGACAGCCGGUCCUCUCUGUAUUUAAUUUGUAUUAAACAUCUUAUAUCAAAACCA